Miscanthus lutarioriparius is the source of this 882-nucleotide messenger RNA. Lineage: Eukaryota; Viridiplantae; Streptophyta; Magnoliopsida; Poales; Poaceae. The record is from the annotation of a GenBank genome assembly.
AUGUGGCGCCGCGCCUCCCGCCUCCUCCUCCUCCGCACCACCGCCGCCAUCCCCACCCGGCGCCUCCUGCCUCCACAUCCGCCGCUACCCCUCGCCCCAAGGGUGGCCUCCGCAUCCUCAUCCUACGCCACAGCCGCCGCAGCCGCGGCCGUGGCGGCAGUGUCGGCGCCCGCGGCGAGGGCGCCGCGGACGGUGGGGACCCUGCUGCGGCUCAACGACCUGCGUGACAACCCGGGCGCGCGGAAGCAGAAGACGCGCAAGGGACGCGGGAUCGGCUCCGGCAAGGGCAAGACGGCGGGCCGCGGCCACAAGGGGCAGAAAGCGCGUGGCACCGCUAGGUUCGGCUUCGAGGGUGGCCAGACGCCGCUCCGCCGCCGCCUGCCCCGCCGGGGAUUCAAGAACCCCUUCUCACUCACAUUUCAGCCCUGUGGACUGGGGAAAAUUGCAAAGCUAAUCAAUGCUGGGAAGAUUGAUUCCUCUGAAUUGAUUACCAUGAAGACACUAAAGGAAACAGGUGCCAUUGGGAAGCAAAUAAAGGAUGGAAUUCGUUUAAUGGGCCGUGGAGCAGAAGAAAUCAAAUGGCCUAUUCACCUUGAGGUGUCAAGGGCAACUGCAAGGGCCAAAGCUGCCGUGGAAGCUGCUGGUGGGACAGUAAGGCUGGUGUAUUACAACAAACUUGGAUUCCGGGCGCUCCUGAAACCCGAGUGGUUUGAGAAGAAGGGCCGCCUGUUACCAAAAGCAGCAAGGCCUCCGCCCAAGCAACGAGACAAGGUUGAUAGCAUUGGGCGCCUGCCGGCACCGACAAAGCCACUCCCCUUCACUCCAGAGGAGCUGGAAUUUGCAGCCAAGCGCGAUGCCGCCCGUGGGAGUGUGACCGCAUAA